CGCAACCUCAACCUCCACCACCCCGUCGGUCUCGGGCAAGAUUCAUUGAUUGACGGAAGGCUGUCCAGCAUGUGACCGCAGCCACCUCCCCGACUUGCGGGACAAGACGUGGAGCCAGGCGCUAUCGCGAUCUACUGGCCGAAGCUGGCCGGAUGGGCUUCUGUUACGUUAACACCGCAGCGCCGUCACUUGGUCUUUACUGUAAUUCCUGGCCAUCGUCAAUCUUUUUCAUAAUCCCAGUCUCUUUAGAGUAUCUUCAGGAAGAUGAAGCAACCGCUUGAACAAAUUCUGGGCACUGCUCAAACGAAUGGGACUCAAACGGAUGGAGCGCAGGAGAAUGGCGUGAUCGGUGGGGAUGAAGAGAAGAAAGGGCUUAAGAUUUUGAUUGUGGGAGCGGGGAUCGGUGGGUUGACGGCAGCUAUUGCGUUGAGGAAACAGGGGCAUGAAGUUUUGAUUUUUGAGCAAAGCCAGUUUGCAAGUGAGCUUGGAGCUGCAGUUCAUCUUGCCCCCAACGCGAAUGGGAUUUUGAAGCGUCUUGGGAUUCACGCUGAAGACUUUGGGUCGAAUCCUAUGGAAGUUUUGACUGAGUAUACGGCUGAGGGAACGCGGACCAGGCAUAUUAAUUUGGUGCAGCCGAAUGAAAUUUGGCAGCAUACAUGGCUACUUGCUCAUCGAGUCCAUCUUCACAACGCUUUGAAAAAGGCAGCAACAGAUCCAGAGGGUGAGGGUCUCUUCGCUAAACUUUCAACUUCAAGCAGAGUUGUCAACGUGGACCCGGACAACGCAACUGUUACUUUAGAAAACGGCAACACUGUUCAAGGAGAUUUGAUCCUCGGAGCAGAUGGCGUCCAUUCCGUGACCAGAAAAGUAGUGGCAGGACGAGACAUCAAGCCCUACGGUUCCGGCAAGUCCGCAUUCCGCUUCCUGAUCAGUCGGGAAGCAGCGCAAGAAGAUCCCAUCACAGCGAAAUUUGCGCAAGCAACCGGCGAACUAAGCAUCUGGUACGGCGCUGACAGACGGCUUGUUGUCUAUCCUACAACCAACAACCAACUCCUCAACUUUGUGUGCAUCCACCCGGAAGCGGAGUCCGAAGCCGGCUCGGAUACAUGGAAUAGGGGCGCAAGUUUGGAGCAGAUGUUGAAGAUUUAUGAGGGAUUUGAUCCAGCUGUGGUGGCUCUGAUUUCGAAAGCUGAUAGGGAGAGUUUGAAGGCGUGGAAGUUGCUGGACAUGGAGGUUAUGAGUUCGUGGGUUAAAGGAAAACUGGCUUUGUUGGGUGAUGCCGCUCAUCCUUUUACACCUCAUCAGGGCCAAGGUGCUGGACAGGCUAUCGAGGAUGCUGCUACUCUUGCGGUGGUGUUCCCUGGCGAUGUGAAGAAGGAGGAGAUUACAGCGAGGCUGGAGUUGUAUCAAAAGAUUAGGAUGGAGAGAGCCCAUCAAAUUCAGGAAUAUUCUCGCAUUGCGGGAAGUGAUCUCAAAGAGGGUGUGAAGAAUGACAUGACCCAAUACACAAACUACAACUUCGGCCACGACGAAUGGGACAACUCGGUCCAAGAACUGCGCAAGUGGACCUGGUCUCGCACCCCCUCUCUCUACUGGCGGAUGCCAAUAGCAUUCGGUCCCAUGCCCGGACCACGACAAUCGCACUUCGGCCACCCACGACAAGCAGAAGACUCAACCUUCACCACCGCAUCCAUCAAAUUCAAGACCUCGCGGACAAUGCUGCAAAACCUAUUCCCACACACCAGCUCCUCGUAUCGCUUCAAGAGUCCCGGCACUUUCGCCUAUGCCUCCUUCUCCCAAACCACACUCGGGAAGAUGGAAUGGCUUGGCGGCUCAGGGUACAACCAUCUCGGACUGUACAUCCACGGCGUCGAGUACGUCAAGAAAGACGGUUCGGUGAUUUCAGGCACCUACAUGCCUCUCCUUUUCGAAUCCCUUACCGACCCCAUCGUCUCCGGGCGCGAAGAACUGGGCAUGCCGAAACUCUACAGCUCCCUCGAUAUCCACCGUCGCGCUUCCUCCUACCGAAUCAACGCGGGCUGGGAAGGUGCUAUAUGGGGGAACUUCGUCCUCUCCGACCUCGUCGAGUCAUCGCAAUCUAACGAAUCGGGCAAGAUCUCAGGCGAAGACGACGAUGGGAUAUUAGUCUAUCGAUACAUACCAAAGGUUGGGAGAGAAAGCAAAGGGGAGGCAGAGGCGGAAUAUCCUGUUUUCGUGCCGUAUGCUGAGGAUUUCCCGACGCCGAGGCCGAAGAGGGUGUUCAAGGCGAACAAGGCGAGCUUCAAGAUUGAUCCGCUGGAUACGGAUGCGUUGCCGACGUUGCACCAUAUUAUUUCUCGGCUGGCGGAGUUGCCAGUUUAUGAGGUUGUUAGUGGCAAGGUUGUGGAGGGCGUGGGUGUUCCUGACGUUGCGGCGGCGCGGAGGAUUGAAUAGGGGUUUGCUUACUUUCUCGUCGUAUUCUCGCAUGUUACUUCUCGUCAUGCUUCAAUAUUGCUAUCACGACUUCAUAAUUAGACAGAAACAGCAAAUCAUAUUUGAUUAAAGCAAGU
Molecule: messenger RNA, 2549 nt
Organism: Hyaloscypha bicolor E
Lineage: Eukaryota; Fungi; Ascomycota; Leotiomycetes; Helotiales; Hyaloscyphaceae
Product: FAD binding domain-containing protein
Exons: 5
Coding region: 265-2433 (722 amino acids)
Molecular function (GO): lyase activity; FAD binding; monooxygenase activity
Source: RefSeq, a predicted model, not a curated record